Molecule: messenger RNA, 900 nt
Organism: Phycomyces blakesleeanus NRRL 1555(-)
Lineage: Eukaryota; Fungi; Mucoromycota; Mucoromycetes; Mucorales; Phycomycetaceae
Exons: 12
Coding region: 1-900 (299 amino acids)
Source: RefSeq, a predicted model, not a curated record
AUGCUUCUAGUGCCUUCCGUCCAGGUCAAGCAUCAGGGAUCCGAUCAGAGUCCAUGGUUAUCAGUAUCCAUUCCAUCCAGGUCAAGCUUCAAGGUUCAGGUCAAGGUCCACGGUUUUCAGAUCAAGGUCCACGGUUUUCAGGUAUAUCAAACCUCGAUGAGCAGUUACUCAUUUGUUUUUGUAUAUUUGAACUAUCCAUUCCAUCCAGGUCAAGCUUCAAGGUUCAAGUCAAGGUCCACCGUUUCAGUAUCCAUUCCAUCCAGGUCAAGCUUCAAGGUCCAGGUCAAGGUCCACGGUUUUCAGUGUUCAGCCAUCGAUAUCAGGCGUCAAGGUUGCGAUCUUCCAGCCAAGUGUUCAAUCAUCCAGGUCAAUCAACAGUAUUCUGAUCUCCCGUCCAUGUGUUCCGCCAAUCAUGUCAAGCGUCCAGGUUCCCAUCUCCCUGCCAUGGUUAUAGACUGUUCAGUCAUCCAGGUCAAGCAUCUAGGUUCUGAUCGCCAAUCCAUGGUUAAAGCCAUCCAGGUCAAGCAUCAAGGUUCUACUCGCCCGUCCAUGGUGUGUUCAGUCAUUCAUGUCAAGCAUCAAGGUUCCGAUCACCCGUCCAUGCAUCCAGAAAUUCAGGUCAAGCGUCAAGGACCCGAUCACCCCUCCAUGGUCAUAAGUAUAAAACAACAUUAUGGGCAUAUACUCACUAGCUGUAAUAUACUUCUUGUGUUCAGUCGUCCAGAUUUAAUAUAUCUCCAGUCUCCAGCUAUCCAGGUCAAGCAUCAAGAUUCCGAUCUCCCCGCCAUGGUUAUAGGUAUAACAAAAAUCGAUGAGCAAUCACACUCGGCUUUAUUUAUUUCUAGUGUUGAAUCCACCAAGAUCAUGCUUCACGGAUCCGGAUUCAGUCCGUGGCUAUAG